AUGGCACAAGAAGAAGGUCCGUGGUCAGAAAGCCAAUGGUUUCCCGCGAACGAAAACAUUCGCCGCGACUGGAAUCAACCCAACGAUUUCUACAGUGAAGAAGAAAAUGAUCGUAGAUGGCGCAUGCAAAAUGGCACUUGGCCUUUGAAUGAGAGUAUCAAAGAGAUAGAUGGCGAAUGCGACGCAUGGUUAAUCUGCAAUCUCAUCCUGCGGCGCACCGAAGGCCGAUCUCCCUCUGCAGAUUGGUACGAUGAAAAGGACAAUUCCAGCUAUCACAUCACGGAUGCUCCUUUCCCACCACCCAAAGCUACUUAUCAAGAACGCUCAACGAACUAUUUUCGUGGUACUGAACAACCGUUGGUAGAACUCCUUGAUGUACGCACCUGGAUGCUCGACAACACGACCUGGUCAAUUGGAUACGGCGCUGUCCUGAAAAUGGAUUUCAUUUUUAGUUUACAAGAUUACACACCCCAACACGUAACUCUCAACGCUAUAAAGAGCAAGCUUGAUUCUCGCAGAUUUAAAGUUCCAAAUGUCAUACGUCACGAAGUGCAGAUGAAACGAAAGAUCACAUUUGAAACACAAAUUUUUGGAUUAAAUUUGGGACAAGCUUGGUUAUUUCUAUCGAGUGAAAAUAAGGAGCGUUACAUAGCUGCUGUCGCGGAUUUUUGCUUUGAGCUGUCCAAAUUCAAGGGUGAUAAGAUUGGCAGUGUUGAGGGAAAAGCCAUACAGGAUCUCGCUAUACCGGCGGAUGGCUUCGAGCCGCCGAAUUACCAAAAAUCAUAUUCCCCGGAAAUCAUACACAAAGGCUGGGCAACCAAGGGUUUAGAAUCUGCUCUCUCUGAAUUCUGUUUCUCGCACAAUCAUUGUACCCCGGAUAAUAUCAUUCUGGUAGAUGGUCUUCCGGUAGAUGGUAUUCCGGCAGGAGGAGAUUCCCUCCCAGCGAUUGGUAUUGUAGACUGGUCGGCUGCAGGAUUUGUGCCGAAGGCCUGGGCUCGCACGAGGUUUGCUGUGGAUAUGGAUUGUGAUUUGCCGAUCUACCACAGGUUGAGGAAGGGUAAGCCUUCAGGAAUUCCAGUGACCGACGCUCAUAGCUUUAGAUGGGGUGUCUGGAAGCUCUUGGGGAAUGACCCAUAUAAUAUGCCCGAGGUGAACGAUCUGUGGUGGAAGGCUCAUCCUGAGUUCGCUGCGUUGGUGGGACCGGAGUUUAUUCAAGGAAGGAUGUCUGCACCCCUGUCAAUGGAUUGUAAUCCUGAUGAUUUUGACACAUUAUAA
Messenger RNA from Sclerotinia trifoliorum, 1275 nucleotides. Lineage: Eukaryota; Fungi; Ascomycota; Leotiomycetes; Helotiales; Sclerotiniaceae. The record is from the annotation of a GenBank genome assembly.